Messenger RNA from Centruroides sculpturatus (bark scorpion), 1910 nucleotides. Its product is annotated as meiosis inhibitor protein 1-like. The annotation marks the transcript as partial. Lineage: Eukaryota; Metazoa; Arthropoda; Arachnida; Scorpiones; Buthidae. The transcript has 15 exons. Gene Ontology annotation, biological process: meiosis I. The record is from RefSeq and is a predicted model, not a curated record.
CGCUGCACUAUAUUACAGUGCCUCUAGCUAGCAGCAGAAUCCAUGGCCAACCUUGGGCAGGAUGGGGUACCCCAUCUUGCCCCAACGUGCACUUUUCAUACUGACUGCAAACACGGGUCAACUUUAUUUCAAAACUAAACAAUUUCAGUUUUAAAGGUUAUUUCGAAUACCGUAAUAUCUUCGUCUAAAAGGACACAAUUAGUUUUAUGAUAAAUGGCGCAAGAAAAUUUAUUAAUUACUAUUGAACAUCAUACUCAUGGUGACAGAUGGAUGCUGAAUCAUUCGAAUCUUUCUUUAUGUCUGGGUUGUUGUGUAUUAUUAUUAGAAGAUCCAAAUAUACCAAAUGUGAAUAAAAAGUUUAUCUUAAAAGCUAUAACAGAAAAUCUUCGUGAAGAAAAUCAAAAUUUUACUCAAGUUAUCGUUAAAGAUGAAAAUAUUUGUCUUCGUGUAAUGCAGAUACUUUUAGAAUUAAUUGGACAAGAAGAAAAUAUAGCUGUUCCAUCAGCAGCUGAAUGUCUAACGCUUGCAUUAGAAAAAUUAACAAUUAAGAAACUUGAUGAUUUAAUUGUGCAAAAUUUAAUAAAACGUAUCGAAAAAGAAUGUAAUUACGAACACUGUUUAAUAAAAUUGCAUCUUCUUGGGAAUCUUUGCAUUCGCAGUAACGAUAUUGUAACAUUUAUUGUUAAUCGAGAACAAUUUCUUCAAUUUUUACUUAUGGGUCUGAAUUAUCCAAAUAAUAAAGUGAAAAUAGUUAUUGUAUCAAUCUUUAUUGAAAUAUACAAAUCAAAUUGCAGUCAUAUUGAUAAAACAAAAAUGAUUCAUACACAGGUUAUAAAUACAAUUUUAUCUGACUUGAAAAAUCAUCAAACAAGAGAUUUACAAUUGAAGUCCUUAGCUUUACUUCACUUAAUAGUACGGAUGGAAGAUAUGAUGCAAUUAUUUUUUGAAAGAAAUUUAAAAGAAAUACUUGCUUUUGCCUUGAAAAAGCUAUUAUCAUCACACGAUUCAUUAAUUCAAGUGUCUGCUACACAGUUAAUCUGUCGUUUAAUAAAAGGAUCUUUAAAUUCUGAAUGCGUUAUUAUUUUAAUGGAUGCUAAUAUACCAGAAUUUUUAUUUGAAGCACUUACUACACAAAAUGAACUUUUGAUAGAGUCUCUUCUGUGUUGCAUUUCUCUUUUUAUUAGAUAUGAUGAAUUUUUUAAGAGUUGUCAUGCAAUCUAUGGUAUAGAUUCAAUUUUGCAAAAUAUCAAACAAAUGUUAGAAUUAAAAAAUUGGAGACUUUCCACAAUUGGUUUAAAUCUGACUUCAUCAAUAUUAGAUAAGCAAACAAUAUCAUUAAACUUCAUGCCAAAUAAUUCAUCAUUUAAACUUAUGCUAGAGGUUAUUAGUAAAGCAUUGAAAUUUCAUCAUAUUAGUAUAAAUAUUGCAGGAUCUAAAAUAUUGACUAAUUUAUUGCGAUACAAUCAUUUAUCAUAUCCUAUUCCAAUAUCUGUAUUCAUUCCAUUGAUCAUAAUGGGUAUUCAGACUAUUCAUAGAACUUUAAAUACUUUUUUAUCAAAGAAAGAAGUAAAUCAUUUUAAAAUAAAAUUUUCAAAUAUAAAUAAUAAUAGAAAAAUCUGCUUUGUAGAAAAACAUAUGUUGACAGGAUUAUUCCUUCUAGAAGCUGCUAUCAAAUUACUUAAUAAAUAUAAUUCUGAUUCCAUCAUUCAAGAAGAAACAUUUAAUGCUAUACAUUCUGAAUUUAAAACAACUGAAAUGAAUCAAUGUAAAACUCAAAAUGAUUUAUUUGGAAUUGUUGUUACUUCAUACAAUCAUUUAUCAUAUCCUAUUCCAAUAUCUGUAUUCAUUCCAUUGAUCAUAAUGGAAAAACAUAUGUUGACAGGAUUAUUCCUUCUAGAAGCUGCUAUCAA